Molecule: messenger RNA, 1695 nt
Organism: Paramuricea clavata
Lineage: Eukaryota; Metazoa; Cnidaria; Anthozoa; Malacalcyonacea; Plexauridae
Source: the annotation of a GenBank genome assembly
AUGGGACACGGGUUGUGUGGAACAACAUUUAGUACUUCAUAUGGACCAGUGAAAAGGUUGGUUGCUAGUUUAUUUUUUGUAUGUGUCAUUAUUACUCGAUAUACGAGUUGAGAAAAUAAAUUGAAAAUAAAUUUGUUGGGCAAAACAGCAUAAAGAAAAGCUAUAACCCAACUGAACAUUCCAAAUGUCAAGAAGUAGCUUUUCGAGGAAAGCAAAUCAUACGACAAUAAACAUGCACAUUUUUGAAAAAAAUGGAAAAUUUAGACUUGAUAUAUUAGGCUGGACAGAGAUUCAGUCAUUGUUGCGCCUAAAACUUCAUUUCCCGCUUGCAGAAUAGCCAAUUUGAAAGUAUUUUCCAAAUUUGUGGUUACAACGUUGAAUAGUUGAAGAAAUCUGUGUUUAGGUAUACUAUUUCUUACCCUGGUUCCAGAGGUUUAUUUUUAUUAUUUUCAUUGCGAAGGGGAGAGGAAAAAUAAACCUCUGGUUGAAAGUAGCAAUUGAUUCAUCGAGCCGCGCCAAUCAGUUUGAUUUAGGGUCAGAUCCUGACUCUGUCUCCUGAUUGGAUGAUUGUAUUAAAGCUCUCUGAUUGAUUCAAAUAAAACAUCCAUAACCAAUCAGAGAACGUUAAUACAAUCAUCCAAUCAGGAGACAGAGUCAGGAUCUGACCCUAAUUUAACUGAUUGGCGCGGCUCGAUGAAUCAAUUGCCGCUUUCAACGUGAGGUUUAUUUUAAACCUCUGUAACCAGGGUAACUAUUUCUUCACUUAAUUCAUCUUUUUAAUAGCUUUUUAAUAUAUUUCAUAUAAUCAACUCAAAACAGCUUUCUUGUUUGUGGCAGAUAAAAAUUUAGAUGGUUAAGAAACUAACGUGAUUGACAGGUUUUCUUUGUUCGUCAUAUUUUAUCCAAUCAAAUUCAAGAACGAUGAUGUCAGUGUCAAGUUGUUCCCAAUUUGGUAUGCAACUUCGUAACCUGUUUCAGGAUGUUUGUUUUUAUCGCAUCUAACAAUCUAAAUUUUUUAGCCGUUUACGGAGUUAAAUGGCUAAAAAUUACAAAUCCUUCAGAAAAGGCAUGGAAAUCUAUCUUUCCAGGUUUGUCAUAUAAAAAGAACUCGAAUAAUGACUAACAUUUCUUCUGAAGGGCUGAAACUAUUCAGAAAUGUAUCACAUUAUUAAUGAGUAUCAUUACUCACACAUUGUACCCUCAUUUCUUUCCGGAUUUCAGCUUUUCACAAGGGCAGUCCCUUUGCCCAUAGAGUGGGGGCGGUGUACCCAGAGCCUCUUUGCCCCCUCCCCCUUGGCUACGCCACUGAUUAUGAUUAAUAGAAGCGGUACAUACAGUUGAAAUAAAGGCGUCGCUUGCCUAACACAAAAAUUGUUCUGUUUGUAAUGAGUUUCUGGAAACGUAAUAAUCAAGUUAUUAAGUGCAAUAUUCUUUCUCAGGUAUGGUGUUGAUGCGUUGUAUGAUCAUCAUUGCAAUACACCUCGUCCUUCGGUUGGUUUGACACUUUACUUCUCAACAUCCCGUCCCAUGACCCUGUGCACGCAUGGUGGAAAUUGGCUUGCUUUCUGGUGGUGGUCUGCCAAUGCUAAGUGGCCAGCUGCUUCGGAUGAGAAUGACGUCAUUGGUCAUGCGUAUGGCACAUGUGGCCAUGUUCCACGAUCACGUUACGACACCCGCCGGCAAAGUGGCAAAUAG